This is a messenger RNA of Glarea lozoyensis ATCC 20868, 603 nucleotides long. RefSeq lists its product as uncharacterized. Gene Ontology annotation, molecular function: nucleic acid binding. Bases 1 to 603 code for a protein of 200 amino acids. The record is from RefSeq and is a predicted model, not a curated record. Lineage: Eukaryota; Fungi; Ascomycota; Leotiomycetes; Helotiales; Helotiaceae. The transcript has a single exon.
AUGUCGACAUCUAGCAUUAGCAGGGCCUUGAAGGCAAGAAAUUGGUCAAAGAAGGCUGCUCGUCGAGUGGCGAGAGAGCAAAGUCCAGAUCUUCGAGAUUUCUAUCUACGGAACUUAUCCGCUUUUAGGUCGUAUCACCUCGUCUAUAUUAAUGAGUCUAGGUGCGAUAAGUUGAUCGGAUUCAGGCGGACGGGCUGGUCCCCUCUCGGUGUAGCGCCUAUCCACGUCUCUAAGUUCCACCGGGGCCAACGAUACCAGAUUCUACCUGCCUACUCGCAGGACGGGAUCCUUCUCGCACGUGUUUUCAAGGGCUCUACAGAUAGCGAAGUUUUUGAGAAUUUCCUCGAGCAGCUCCUUCCCUAUUGUGGCAAGUGGCCUGAACCGAAAUCCGUGCUUGUUAUGGAUAAUACUUCUUUCCACCGCACGGAGCGAGUUGAGCAGAUGUGUAAUAAAGCAGGGGUUAAGCUUGUCUACCUGCCACCGUAUUCCCCCGACCUGAAUCCUAUUAAGGAGUUCUUUGCUAAACUAAAGGCUUUUAUCAAGAAAAACUGGCAGACUUUUAGAGAUUCUCUAGAACAAGACUUUGCUGAGUUUCUUGAAUAG